Pocillopora meandrina is the source of this 369-nucleotide messenger RNA. Lineage: Eukaryota; Metazoa; Cnidaria; Anthozoa; Scleractinia; Pocilloporidae. The record is from the annotation of a GenBank genome assembly.
AUGAAAAAGAUUCUGGAUAUGCUACAACCAAGGUGGUUUCUAAAGAGCCUUAACUUGGAGAAAUAUGAACUUGAUGAUGAGGUAAAUAUCAUUGCUGGGCCAGCACUUGAAGGAGAAGCCGCUGAUGAUAUCGUAGACGAUAUUGGAUUUGGAUCAUUUGACGAGAAAACUGCAUGGAAAAAGAAAGUCAACGAGCCAGUACCUCUUUCGCUUUACAAUAAGUUGAAGACUCUUUUCGCAGAUAAAAGUGGUCAUUUUAAAGAGUACUUUUUAAACGAUGGGUGCUUUAACGAGAACUAUCAAUACGCUUAUCAUCUUUUGAUCAGUGAUUCUGCCGUGUUCUCUAUUAAACAAUACUAUGACUUAUGA